Molecule: messenger RNA, 606 nt
Organism: Lodderomyces oxycetoniae
Lineage: Eukaryota; Fungi; Ascomycota; Pichiomycetes; Serinales; Debaryomycetaceae
Exons: 1
Coding region: 1-606 (201 amino acids)
Biological process (GO): mitochondrial respiratory chain complex IV assembly
Cellular component (GO): mitochondrion
Source: RefSeq, a predicted model, not a curated record
AUGUACUCUUGGAAUCUGAUGCGGAGAUAUUCAAUUGUAAAUCAUUUCCGGAGCUUGUCCUCAAUAACCAAGUUCGAUACACGGAAAUUCGUACAAACGUUGCAGGAGAAAGGUGGAUUUGACGCGAAACAAGCAGAAGCUGCAGUGAUAGUAGUCAACGGAGCGAUCAACGAUGGUAUUUACUCGAUAACAAACAAUCUUGUGAAAAAGGAGACCUUGUCGUCCAUUGCGUACCAGCAAAAAGUUGAUUUUGCCAAAUUAAAAGGGGAGCUACAAACCUUGGACAAGUCGGAGUUUACCAGUUUGAAAAAAGACCAGGAAAAACUAAGAACGGAUUUAACAAAUUUGAAAAAUAGAUUAAAAGAAGAGAUUACCAAGAACCAGGCAAGUGUUAGGCUAGACUUGAACUUGGAAAAGGGAAGAAUUCGUGAAGAAAGCUCCCAAAAUGAAUUAAAGAUUGAAGAUACAUUCAGCAGAAUCGACGAGGAGAUUGCAAACAUGCAAAUGCAGAUCAAAUCCGUCAAGACACAAGUUUUGCAAUGGUUGAUGGGUGUAAGUACUGGUACUUUGGCAGUGUUAUUGGCCUUUGGCAGGUUCAUGACAUAG